Alosa sapidissima (American shad) is the source of this 920-nucleotide messenger RNA. RefSeq names its product insulin-like growth factor binding protein 1b (gene igfbp1b). Gene Ontology annotation, molecular function: insulin-like growth factor I binding; insulin-like growth factor II binding. The coding region runs from base 92 to 817 and encodes 241 amino acids. Gene Ontology annotation, biological process: regulation of insulin-like growth factor receptor signaling pathway. The transcript has 4 exons. The record is from RefSeq and is a predicted model, not a curated record. Gene Ontology annotation, cellular component: extracellular region. Lineage: Eukaryota; Metazoa; Chordata; Actinopteri; Clupeiformes; Clupeidae.
UCUCAGUAGAAUUACAAACUUAACGGAACGUGCACCGAUUGAGAGGGAACAUAUAUUCUCAUAGGAGUGAUUCUUUUUUUUCAGUUCUGAAAUGACCGGAUUAUCUAUUUGUUUCACGUGGGCCUUGGCAGCUUUUGUUUUCGUGACACCUGCACAGUCCUCUCCAGUUAUCGGCCCGGAACCUAUCCGCUGCGCUCCUUGCACUCCAGAACAGCUCAGUCAGUGUCCCGCAGUGCCCACAAACUGCCGUGAGGUGCUUAGAGAACCAGGCUGCGGAUGCUGUUUCGCUUGCGCUCUGGAGAGAGGAGAUCCCUGCGGUGUCUACACGGCACACUGCGCCACCGGCCUACGUUGUUCUCCGCGACCAGGAGACCCAAGACCCCUCCACUCACUUACCAGAGGACAUGGUGUCUGCACAGAUCUGGAUGGGGGUGAAGAUGAGGGUACAGACCACGGGUCCAUUCAUCACUAUCUGGGCCUGAACAAACCGCUGGACGCUGUGGAUGCCCAGGAGAGCUUGAAGGCAAAAGUGAACGCUAUCCGAAACAAACUUGUCCAGCAGGGUCCAUGCCAUGCUGAACUGCAUGCAGCCUUGGACAUGAUUGCCACAUCCCAACAGAAACUGGGAGAAAAAUUUACAAGCUUCUACCUCCCCAACUGUGACAAGCAUGGUUUUUACAAAGCCAAGCAGUGUGAGACAUCUCUAGUGGGACAGAGUGCACGCUGUUGGUGUGUGUCACCAUGGAAUGGCAAACAGAUUCCGGGAUCCAGUGACAUUCCUGGAGAGGCUCAGUGUCAUCAGGAAGUCACUCAUUAAAGAUACUUAAAGCCAGACACACGUGCGCACACACACACACACACACACACACACACACACACACACACACACUACACUUAUCCACACACAAACUCUGACACAC